This is a messenger RNA of Naegleria fowleri, 1806 nucleotides long. RefSeq lists its product as uncharacterized. Gene Ontology annotation, cellular component: membrane; Cul4A-RING E3 ubiquitin ligase complex. Gene Ontology annotation, biological process: protein ubiquitination. The transcript is spliced from 4 exons. NCBI's taxonomy places the organism in Eukaryota, Heterolobosea, Eutetramitea, Acrasida, Naegleriidae. The record is from RefSeq and is a predicted model, not a curated record. The coding region runs from base 1 to 1806 and encodes 601 amino acids.
AUGGCACCACAAAACAUGCUGGAAGCCUUUUCAUCAUUGAAAUUAUCAUCAUCAUCAUCGUCGUGGUGGUGGCUUUCUACGCAGAAUGGUGGUCUUUUUGCAGACAGACCUCACAUGAGAAGAAGGGACGGAAGGACUUCUCAAAGAUUUUUCGGAACAAUUUUGAUGAUCUCUUGCUGCCUCUUUGUGGUGAUGAUGACAUUAAUAGCUCAUCAAGUGGAGGCUUUAGGUUCUGCACCUCCUUUGGAGCAAAAAUUAUUAGCUGUAUUGGGAAAGAAUUGUACGGAAGAAACGUUGGAAAGAGAUUGUGGUGGUUUGAUGAAACUUGUCUGUGCGAUGGGAAAGUGUUCAUUGUGUAAUGAAACUAUUCAAUGCAGCACGCAAGUGGAUUCUGUUUAUAGUUGCAAAUUUACGGGUUUUUAUAUGAAUCAGACAAAUGGUUCUACAGGUGGUAUCUGUCAACACAAAGAUUUGUUGGAUUACUUUUCAUUGUUUGACCUAUUUUCAGUCUUGUCAAACUUUGUUGGUUCUGUGUUGAGUAGUGCUGGUGGUACAGGUGGUGGAGGAGUUUUCGUUCCAUUGCUUCACGUGGUUGGUCGCUUCAAUGCACAAGAAGCUGUUCCAUUGUCAAAGGUGAUGAUUUUCGGAGCCGCAAUUACAAAUGUUGCUACGUUGCUCGUUAGAAGACAUCCCUAUGCAAAUAGACCAUUGAUCGAUUUCGAUAUUGCGCUCAUGAUGGAGCCUGCUACUUUACUAGGAACAAUUAUUGGAGUGUUUUUGAAUAUUACUUGUCCAGAAUGGGUGAUUGUCAUGUCUGUAAUUAUUGUUCUGACGAUUACUACAGUUUUGUCAUUUUACAAGUUUUUCCAAAGAGCUAGAGUUGAUUUUGCAUUUUUGUUCAAACGAAAGAAAAAGGAAGAAUAUCAACCUUUAACUGCUGAGCAACCAACACAAGAUGCCUAUGGAUCUGUCAAUAAGGAUAUCAAUGAGGAAUUGCCAAGUGAACCCUCAACCGUCACAGACGUUACCCCAUCAACUAAUUUGAUACCAAGCUCUGAGGCCGAUGCUGCUGAAGAAAAAUUAAUUCCAAGUUGGGGUUGGCAAGUGAUCAAGAGAACACCAAUUAUCAAAAUUUUAAUAUUGAUAUUGUGCUGGUUGAUCAUUUUCACUCUCAGUUUGUUGAGAGGAGGCGAAGGUGCUCCAAGUAUCAUUGGGAUUGAAAUGUGCAGUGUUACAUAUUGGGUGCUUGUCGGAUUGAGUUUUCCUAUUGUUGGAGUCAUCAUGAUAAUCAUUGCCAUUUAUUUACUCAUUGACUACCGAAAAAAGGUUAGAAAUGGACACAAGUUUGUGCAAGGAGAUGUUAAAUGGAACUGGAUUAAUGUCACUCUUUAUCCAGGAGCAUGUUUAAUAGCUGGUAUUCUUGCAAGUAUGCUUGGAAUUGGAGGAGGAAUGAUCAAAUCUCCACUAUUGCUCUUGUUGGGAAGUGAUCCAGCAGUUGGAGCUGCCACUGCUGCCUUUAUGAUUUUAUUUACAUCCUCAAUUUCUUCUGCUCAGUUUAUCAUUGUUGGAAGAAUUCCUCUUGAUUAUGGUCUUUUGUAUGGUAUUACUGGUUUCCUUUCAGGCUUUGUUGGCUUCUUCUUCGUGACAUUUGUUGUUGAAAGAUGGGGAAAGAGAUCCUUAAUUAUUUUGUGCGUUGCAAUUGUGUUACUUUCUGCCACACUAUUGAUGGGAGGUGUAGGAAUUUAUGAUUCGGUAGUAGAUCUCAAAACAGGAGUGUAUAUGGGUUUCCAUAACCUGUGUGCUUAA